AUUGACAUCAUUCGAUAUUAAUGAAACUAAAUUUGAUCAUACAUACAAAAAGAUCUCUUUAUCCAAAUAUAAUUGAUAAGUAAGUGAGCAAGGCACCGGCUAUCAUUCCAAUUAGUUCAUUUUAAACCAACAAAAUAUAAUAAUAAUAAUAAUAAUAAAACUAAAAAGAGAAAUUUACCUCGAAAAGUUUAUGGAGCAAACACCGUAAUUUCAGUCCAUAAUUGUUCCUCGAAAUUCUCAAUUCCUUGCUCUGAGCUGUUCUCCUCUUCCUCCUUCAAAAUCAAAUUAAUCAACCAUUCCAUUGAGUUUCUCAGUACCAGAAAUUAUUACUACUUUCAUGAACUUCAUGGCGUCCUUACCGCUUUCCGCCAUCUCCGGCCACCGGAAUCUCACAUUUCCAUGGCCACUACUCCUCCUACUGACAGCAAUACUUUCACCUAAUUCUCUCACAUUCGCCUCGCCUUGCCGGGCCUCCUGCGGCAACAUUCCGAUCAAAUACCCCUUCGGAAUCGACGACGGCUGCGGAGCGCCUCAAUUCCGCCGCAUGUUCAACUGCUCUACAGAUCUCUUCUUCCUCACUCCCUCCGGCAGUUACAAAGUCCAAUCCAUCGAUUACGACAAGCAAUCCAUGGUGAUCUACGAUCCAGCGAUGUCGACUUGCUCAAUCCUCCAACCGCACCACGAUUUCAUCAUGACCGACAUCCAAUCGAUCAUCAUUCCGCCGUCGCCAGACACCGUCUUCGCUCUCCUCAACUGCUCGAUCGACUCUCCAAUCCUGAACCACUACAAGUACCUCUGCUUCAAUUUCUCAGGCCAUUCCUGCGAUGAACUGUACGGGGCUUGCAAUGCGUUCCGAGUGUUCCAUCUGUUGACGAACAGUAGUUCGCCGCCGUGCUGUUUCACUGGAUACGAUACGGUGAAGUUGAUGAGUAUGAACAUUCUGGAUUGUUCGCAUCACACGACGGUGUUGAAUUCGGAGAAUCUGAAAGGCGUUGGAGCUUUGGAUUGGGAAUACGGGAUGAAAUUGAGCUUUUCGGUAGCGGAUUUGGGAUGCGAUCGGUGUGCGAAAUCGGGAGGAAGUUGUGGAUUUGAUACUGAAACGGAAGGAUUGUUGUGCCUUUGCUCUGUUUCUUCCAAUCAUACUAGGGAUUGCGUUGGUGGAAACAUUAUCAGUGGAGGACCAAAUCAGGCAUCGGUUGUAUUCAUCGGAGAAUUCAUAUUUCUUUUCUUAAGCAUUCUUAACAUAACUCUAAGUCAGUAUUGAAAUAUAUUAUUUAAAACA
Messenger RNA from Benincasa hispida (wax gourd), 1282 nucleotides. Its product is annotated as wall-associated receptor kinase carboxy-terminal protein. Gene Ontology annotation, molecular function: polysaccharide binding. The record is from RefSeq and is a predicted model, not a curated record. NCBI's taxonomy places the organism in Eukaryota, Viridiplantae, Streptophyta, Magnoliopsida, Cucurbitales, Cucurbitaceae.